Messenger RNA from Arthroderma uncinatum, 3423 nucleotides. RefSeq lists its product as uncharacterized. The transcript is spliced from 7 exons. The record is from RefSeq and is a predicted model, not a curated record. Gene Ontology annotation, biological process: lipid biosynthetic process. Gene Ontology annotation, cellular component: cytoplasm. Gene Ontology annotation, molecular function: iron ion binding; ATP hydrolysis activity; oxidoreductase activity. The coding region runs from base 1 to 3423 and encodes 1140 amino acids. Lineage: Eukaryota; Fungi; Ascomycota; Eurotiomycetes; Onygenales; Arthrodermataceae.
AUGUUCGCCACCCGGGCCGAAGAGCUGACUAAGCCCCCUGAUCAACUUCUUCUUCUUUUCUAUCUCGACUUUCUCGACUUUCUCGACUUUUAUCUCGUUCUUCAACUUCAUCUUCCUCAACCUCUCUGGUCUCUUAUACGGUGGUCUCUUAUAGCUGGCGUCUCCCUCCCUCCUCCAUCUACGCUGGCUGCAAUGAAUUCAACAACGCUGCUCUCCCCGUCGCCAGAGACGUUCUGGGGUCAGUUCCAGCAGACGGCCUCCUACAACCCCCAGCUCAACGUCUUCGAGCAGCUGUGGGCGGCCUGGUAUGCCUACAUGCAGAACGACGUCCUCGCCACGGGCAUCAUGUCCUUCGUCAUGCACGAGACCGUCUACUUUGGCCGCUCGCUGCCCUGGAUGAUCAUCGACCGUCUGCCCUACUUCAACCGCUACAAGAUCCAGAGCCAUAAGGUCCCGACCAUGCAGGAGCAGUGGAACUGCGCAAAACUCGUCCUCCUCAGCCACUUCACCGUCGAGCUGCCCCAGAUAUGGCUGUUCCACCCGAUGGCGCAGUACUUUGGGCUCGCGACCACCGUCCCCUUCCCGCCGGUGUGGAAGAUGGCCUACCAGAUCGCCAUCUUCUUCGUGCUCGAGGAUACCUGGCACUACUUCUUGCACCGGGCCUUCCACUGGGGGCCGCUCUACAAGGCCAUCCACAAGAUCCACCACCAGUACUCCGCGCCCUUUGGACUCGCUGCCGAAUACGCAUCCCCGAUCGAGGUCAUGGCCCUGGGCUUCGGCACCGUCGGCUGCCCCAUCCUCUGGUGCGCCCUCACCGGCGACCUGCACAUCCUCACCAUGUACAUCUGGAUCGUCUUCCGUGUCUUCCAGGCCAUCGACGCCCACAGCGGGUACGAGUUCCCCUGGAGCCUGCACCACUUCCUCCCCUUCUGGGCCGGCGCAGACCACCACGACGUCCACCACGAGAAGUUCGUCGGCAACUACGCCAGCAGCUUCAGGUGGUGGGACUACCUACUAGACACCGAUCAGUCCGUAGAUAUGGCCGACUCGAAGCUGUUCACUGUGCGCCCCGCCUCCAAGCAGCCUCGCGCCGACUACAAGGAUACCUUUCGUGUCUAUCUCUCGCCGGCGUCGCUGCUGCAGGUCAAGGUGCGCGUAGGCGAGCUCUGCCAGCUGGAAUCAUAUGCGCCCAGCAAUGCGAGAGAGAAUGCGAGAGAAGUGAAAGAUGCGAAUGCGAAAGAAGUGAAGACGGCGAUUGCGUGGACGGCGGCAGAGAAAAUCCACGACAACAUCAUCCAGACGUCGAAGCAGCUACAAGAGCUGUACGGCCUCAAGCUGGGAGACAAGAUCUCUGUCUCGCCGGCCGCUGAGCCGCUGGCAGAGAUAGAGACCGUCCGGCUCGAGGAGCUGAAGCGCAGCGCCAGCGUCAGCAGCGUCGCCGGCGGACGAGCAGCGACUCCCGCCAGUCGAGAUCUCGCAGACGAGGAGCGCCCGCACUGGGAAUGGGCUCUCGAGCAUCCUCUGUCCAAGUGCGAGGUCGUCUCGCUUGGCCUGGUCUUCGACGUCGAGCUCAAGGGCGCCUCCAGGCGGUUCAGGGUCGUCCAUAUCGACCCCGGCAGCGGCGGGAGCACCGCCAACUCCGUCUUCAAGUACACGGAGAGAUCGAGAGUGGCCAUCGGCGCGCCUGAGGCCGCCUCGGGGGACGCAGCUUCGGCUUCUACGCAGCGUAUCGAGGUCGCGGCGACGGGACUCGGUGGACUCGGUCCUCAGCUCGCCCUGGUCAACGAGCGGCUGCAGGACUUCAAUACCCAGGACCAGAAGAUCGUUAUGCCCUCGUUCUACAAGAGUAGCGGCGGGAUACUCAUCUACGGAGCCAAGGGGACGGGGAAGAGCGCGCUGCUGGCCAGGAUCGAGGAAGCAAACUGGCGCCGGACGUUUUCCAUCACGUCUUCCAUCGUGAACAGGACGGCCGGCGGAGACGGGACGGCAGUGCUACGCAAGAUAUUCUCGGACGCCCUCAAAUACCAGCCCUCGCUCAUCAAGAUCGACCAGCUGGACUUUGUUGCUCCCAAGCGCGGGUCGGGGGGUGGUGAUGCAACCGUCUCUCCUGCUCUCUGCGAAGGGAUGGACACGCUUCAGGAUAGCAAGGUGCUCGUCGUAGCUUGCACAAGACACCCGAAUGACGUUGAUGACAGUCUGCGGAUGCCCCAUCGUCUGGGCAUCGAGAUCGAGCUGGAGAUACCUACGUCCAAGAGCCGGUUGGAGAUAUUGCAUGCUCUUCGCGGGCCUGCGUCCGAACCGACAGACGAGCUUUUGCAGAGGAUGGCUACCAAGACGCAUGGCUAUGUCGGAGCAGAUCUACUCUCCCUACUCCAGCUGGCGUGCCGGAAGGCAAAGGCACGCAUGCUGUCGUCUACACCCCUUCUUGCAAACGGCGUCAAUGGCAGUCAUGUUGAAGAGAGUGAAAGCAAACCUGAAGCCGUGUCUGAGCCGGAUAAGGUACUAUCACUGGAAAUUACUGAGCGUGACCUGUCUCUGGCCAUGAAGGAGGUGCGGCCAACCGCGAUGAGGGAAGUCUUCCUGGAAACACCGACGGUGAGAUGGUCAGAUAUCGGUGGCCAGAGAUACAUCAAGAACCGCCUGCAAAAGGCAGUCGAGAGACCGCUCAAGAAACCCGAGCGUAUGAAGGAUCUUAAUAUUAAUGGGAAGAAGGGAAUUCUACUCUACGGCCCCCCCGGGUGCUCUAAGACGAUGAUGGUCAAGGCCCUUGCAACAGAGGCAGGGCUGAACUUCCUGGCCGUCAAGGGCGCCGAGAUACUCAGCAUGUACGUCGGCGAGUCCGAACGGGCGCUGCGAGAGAUCUUCCGCAAAGCCCGCGCGGCAAGUCCAAGCAUCAUAUUCUUCGACGAAAUCGACGCCAUUGCAUCCCGGAGAGAGGCCGGGUCCCACGGCGGAAUCAACGUCCUGACCACCCUGCUGAACGAGAUGGACGGCAUAGAAGAGCUGAAGAACGUUCUCGUCAUUGCCGCGACGAACAAGCCAGAGGUACUCGAUCCCGCGCUCAUGCGGCCAGGACGACUGGAUAGCAUACUCUACAUCGGGCUGCCGGACAUGGAGGCGCGCAAGGAGAUAUUCGAGAACUGGAUCGACAGGGCCGACGUCAACGAUGAGGUCGACGCCAUCGUCCUCGCCUCCCUGACGGACGGCCACUCUGGCGCCGAGCUGGUCAACAUAUGCGAAACCGCCGCCGAGCUGUGUCUGGACGAGGAAGACGAGAAGAACACGCCCGGCCUGCAGGUCCAGUUAGAGCACUUUCAAGCCUCUCUCUCCAUGGUGCCCAAACGGGUCAUGCCAGAGGUCAUUCACACCUAUGAGCAAUGGAGCAGGACCUUUGGGAACAACCAGCAGAUAACCAUGUUAUAG